AUGCGUGCCAAACGUCAAGAAGAUGGUGAAGAAUCUGAUUGUGGUUGUCCAUGCAAAAACGGUCCAAACAAUUGUCCUCCUGGUCCACCUGGUCCACCGGGAAAUCCAGGUCAACCUGGAGAAGACGGUGAAAAUGGAGAUGCUGGAAAAGCUGGAACAAACGGAGUUGCUUUGAUCUAUCAAGAAGCCGGAAAACAAUGUAUUAGUUGUCCAGCUGGAGAGCCUGGCCCACAAGGGCCCGAAGGACCAGCCGGGCCUGCUGGGCCAGAUGGACAACCAGGACAAAAUGGGGCUCCAGGACAGAAUGGACUUCCAGGACAAGAAGGACCAGCUGGAGAUGCUGGAAGUGCUGGAACACCAGGAACUGAUGGUAAUCCUGGAGCACCUGGAAAAUCUGGAACUAGAGGAAGUGGAGCUCCUGGACCUGCAGGACCUGAAGGACCGGCUGGACCAGCUGGAGCACCAGGACAACAAGGACAACCUGGAAGUGAUGGAGCAAUUGGAGAUGCGGGAAUUGCAGGAGCACCUGGAAAUCCGGGAGCGGCUGGACAACCUGGAACACCAGGAGGAAAAGGAGGAGAUGGAACACCAGGACCUGAUGCUGCUUAUUGUUCAUGCCCCAAAAGAAGUGUUGCUUUUUAA
Caenorhabditis angaria is the source of this 642-nucleotide messenger RNA. NCBI's taxonomy places the organism in Eukaryota, Metazoa, Nematoda, Chromadorea, Rhabditida, Rhabditidae. The record is from the annotation of a GenBank genome assembly.